Molecule: messenger RNA, 1371 nt
Organism: Triticum turgidum subsp. durum (durum wheat)
Lineage: Eukaryota; Viridiplantae; Streptophyta; Magnoliopsida; Poales; Poaceae
Source: the annotation of a GenBank genome assembly
AUGGGGGAUCGGCCAAAGCUCCCUGCCCGCUACGAGCAGGUGAAGCUGCUCGGCGAGGGUAAUUUCGCCAAGGUCUACCUGGCGCGGCACAUGGAUACGAAGGAGGAGGUGGCAAUCAAGGUGAUGGACAAGGAGAAGCUCAUCAAGUUGGGCGCCGUUCAACAGAUCAAGCGCGAGAUCGCCGUGAUGCGCCGGCUGCGGCACCCCAACAUCGUGCAGCUGCACAAGGUGAUGGCGUGCAAGUCCCGUAUCUUCGUCGUCAUGGAGUACGUCCGCGGUGGCCCGCUCUACCGCCACAUCCCCGCCAACGGCGGCCUCAAGGAGGACGAGACGCGCCGCAUCUUCCAGCAGCUCGUCUCGGCACUCACCUUCUGCCACGCGCAGGGCGUGUACCAUCGCGACAUCAAGCCCGACAACCUCCUCGUCGACGAGCACGGCAAUCUCAAGGUCGCCGACUUCGGGCUGUCCGCCCACGCCGACACGGCUCGCCGGGAGGCGCUCCUCCACACCGUCUGCGGCACGCCCCUGUACGUCCCUCCGGAGGUGUUCGCUCGCCGGGGCUACGAUGGUGCCAAGGCGGACGCCUGGUCCUGCGGCAUCGUCCUCUUCGUGCUCGCCGCCGGCCGCAAGCCCUUCCGCGACGACGACUUCAUCACGCUAUACAGGACAAUCUGCCGCGGUGACUACCGCUGCCCACGCACCUUCAGCCCCGAACUGGUACGCAUAGUACGCCGCCUCCUCCAACCAAACCCAGCGCACCGGAUCACACUACUGCAAAUCAAGGAAACAGAUUGGUUCAAGAAGGGCUUCAAGGAAAUAAGUUUCUAUAUCGACAACAAGGACUGCCUGCGCAGCCUUGAUGGCUCCGAAGAGCCUGAUCUCUGUGACUCUGACUCCGAGGACGAGACUGCCAUGUCUUCAUCAUCCUCCGGCUCUUCCUCUCCGGUGGCUCAUGGCGAUGGCGGCGGCAUGCACACCUCGGUUUCAGCACCGUCGCUUGUAAAUCUGGAGAAGAUGCACAUUGCUGCAGCCUGUGCCCCUGAGCCGCGUAUAAGACGGAUCAAGAGUAUGAACGCGUUCGACAUUAUCGCCUCCUCGCCAAGCUUCGAUCUGUCCGGGCUGUUCGAGGAGCGCGGCGAGCAGUUGCGUUUCGUGUCCAGCGCGCCAGUGAACACCAUCAUCAAGAAGCUGGAGGAGAUCGCCGGGCAAGUUAGCUUCACGGCGCGCACCAAGGAUUGCCAGGUAUGCAAGAAAGCCGGAGAUACCGCUGAAUACCGUCAAUUCUGCGGCAGUGAGCUCAAGCCCGGCCUUCGAGGUCUUGUGGAUGGCCUGCCCGAGGAUGGCCUUCCUCCAACGCUGAAUGUUGCGUGA